Messenger RNA from Impatiens glandulifera, 538 nucleotides. RefSeq names its product histone H3.2. Gene Ontology annotation, molecular function: protein heterodimerization activity; DNA binding; structural constituent of chromatin. The record is from RefSeq and is a predicted model, not a curated record. Gene Ontology annotation, cellular component: nucleosome. The coding region runs from base 41 to 451 and encodes 136 amino acids. Lineage: Eukaryota; Viridiplantae; Streptophyta; Magnoliopsida; Ericales; Balsaminaceae. The transcript has a single exon.
UAUAUUUUUCAAUCUCUCUCAAUUCUUCCUGUUAUCUGAAAUGGCUCGUACCAAGCAGACUGCUAGAAAAUCGACCGGAGGAAAGGCGCCGAGAAAGCAAUUGGCAACGAAAGCAGCAAGAAAAUCUGCUCCGGCGACCGGAGGAGUUAAGAAGCCACACAGAUUCAGACCUGGAACUGUUGCUCUUAGGGAGAUCCGUAAGUAUCAAAAGAGCACUGAACUUCUCAUCCGCAAGCUUCCUUUUCAGAGACUUGUUCGUGAGAUUGCACAGGAUUUCAAAACUGAUUUGAGAUUUCAGAGCUCUGCUGUUGCUGCUCUUCAGGAAGCUGCUGAAGCUUAUCUUGUAGGGUUGUUUGAGGAUACUAAUCUUUGCGCUAUUCAUGCUAAAAGGGUUACCAUUAUGCCUAAAGAUAUUCAGCUUGCUAGAAGAAUUAGGGGAGAAAGAGCUUGAUGAAGAUGUUGUUUGUUUCUAGCUGUUUUAUUUAGUGUUUCUGUAAUAUUGAUCUUGUUGAAGAAAUAUAAUUAUGUUUUAUGUUCA